Molecule: messenger RNA, 747 nt
Organism: Prunus armeniaca (apricot)
Lineage: Eukaryota; Viridiplantae; Streptophyta; Magnoliopsida; Rosales; Rosaceae
Source: the annotation of a GenBank genome assembly
AUGGAUGAAAAGAUGCUGAUUUAUGAAUACAUGGAGAACAAAAGCCUGGAUUCUGUUUUGUUCAGUCAAGCAAAAAGGUCUAUGCUGGAUUGGCAAAAGCGUUUCGAGAUUAUUUGUGGGAUUGCUCGAGGACUUCUUUAUCUUCACCAGGAUUCUAGAUUUAGAAUUAUUCAUCGGGAUCUCAAGGCAAGCAAUAUUUUGCUUGAUGGAGAAUUGACCCCGAAGAUUUCGGACUUUGGAAUGGCUAGAAUAUUUGGUAGGGAUCAGACAGAAGCCAAUACCAGAAGAGUUGUGGGAACAUAUGGAUAUAUGUCUCCUGAAUAUGCCAUGGACGGGCUCUUCUCGAUCAAGUCUGAUGUCUUUAGUUUCGGUGUUCUAGUGUUGGAGAUCAUUAGUGGUAAAAAGAACAGGGGAUUUUAUACUCAAACAGCUUGGAAGCUAUGGACAGAAGGAAGUGGGUCGGAAAUAAUUGAUCCCUCCGUUGGGGAUUCAUAUUCCCCCUCCGAGGUGUUGAGAUGCAUGCAAGUUGGACUUUUAUGCGUCCAAGAGCGCGCGGAAGAUAGGCCUACAAUGUCGUCUGUGGUUCUAAUGUUGAGUAGUGAAACUGCAACAAUGCCUCAGCCUAAAAAUCCUGGUUUUUGCCUAGAAAGGAAUAAAAAUCCACUUGAAACAGAUUCUUCCUCUAGCAAGCAAGACCAAUCCUGCACUGUAAACCACGUAACAGUCACAAUGCUGGAUGGUAGGUAG